GUGGUCGAAGCACCGGCUCCCAGCUCUUGGUCGCCAUUUUGUGCUGGUGAUUGCGGCCAGCGGGGAGUAGGCGGCAGUGGGUCUCCCGGGGAGGGCAGCGCGCUAGGCGCUUCUCCCCUUCCCCCCGCCGCCUUUCUGCCUCCAGCCUUGAACUUGGUUGUUGCGCGAACCAGCUCCUGCUGAGCUGGGAGAGUUGGCGGAGGUGGCGGAGGGCCGAGGUGAUGUCAGGGAGCCCUCCCUUGACAGCCCGAGCAGAGAAGGUGAGAAUCGACGCUGGUCGUGGGGGCGGAGAGUCCCUGCAGGAGGCAUCACCCAGACUGGCAGAUCAUGGUGGCAGCAGCGGGGGUGGCUGGGAAGUGAAACGGAGCCAGCGGCUGAGGAAGGGCCCCAGCAGCCCCCGAAGGCCCUAUCAGGAUAUGGAGUAUGAAAGACGAGGUGGUCGUGGGGACAGGACUGGCCGCUAUGGAGCCACCGACCGUUCCCAGGACGACAGUGGGGAGAACCGCAGCCGGGACCAUGACUACCGGGACAUGGACUACCGCUCAUACCCCCGCGAGUAUGGCAGCCAGGAGGGCAAGCACGACUAUGACGACUCAUCUGAGGAGCAGAGUGCAGAGAUCCGUGGCCAGCUGCAGUCCCAUGGCAUCCAAGCACGGGAGGUACGGCUGAUGCGGAACAAAUCCUCAGGUCAGAGCCGGGGCUUCGCCUUCGUCGAGUUUAGUCACUUGCAGGACGCUACACGAUGGAUGGAAGCCAAUCAGCAUUCCCUCAAUAUCCUGGGCCAGAAGGUGUCUAUGCACUACAGCGACCCCAAGCCCAAGAUCAAUGAGGACUGGCUGUGUAAUAAGUGUGGCGUCCAGAACUUCAAACGCCGUGAGAAAUGCUUCAAAUGUGGUGUGCCCAAGUCAGAGGCAGAGCAGAAGCUGCCCCUGGGUGCAAGGCUGGAUCAGCAGACGCUGCCACUGGGUGGACGGGAGCUGAGCCAGGGCCUGCUGCCCUUGCCGCAGCCCUACCAGGCCCAGGGAGUGCUGGCCUCCCAAUCCCUGUCACAGGGCUCAGAGCCAAGCUCAGAGAACGCCAACGACACCAUCAUUUUGCGCAACCUGAACCCACACAGCACCAUGGACUCCAUCCUGGGGGCCCUGGCACCCUACGCAGUGCUAUCCUCCUCCAAUGUUCGUGUCAUCAAGGACAAGCAGACCCAACUGAACCGUGGCUUCGCCUUCAUCCAGCUCUCCACCAUCGUGGAGGCAGCUCAGCUGCUACAGAUCCUGCAGGCCCUGCACCCACCGCUUACCAUCGAUGGCAAGACCAUCAACGUUGAGUUUGCAAAGGGUUCUAAGAGGGACAUGGCCUCCAACGAAGGCAGCCGCAUCAAUGCUGCCUCUGUGGCCAGCACUGCCAUUGCUGCGGCCCAGUGGGCCAUCUCACAGGCCUCCCAGGGUGGGGAGGGUGCCUGGGCCACCCCUGAGGAACCAUCGGUCGACUACAGCUACUACCAACAGGAUGAGGGCUAUGGCGGCAGCCAGGGCACAGAGUCCUCCCUCUAUGCCCAUGGCUACCUCAAGAGCACCAAGGGCCCGGGCAUCACUGGAACCAAAGGGGACCCAGCUGGAGCAGGUGCCGAGGCCUCCCUAGAGCCUGGAGCAGACUCUGUGUCACUGCAGGCUUUUUCCCGUGCCCAACCUGGUGCCACCCCUGGCAUCUACCAGCAGUCAGCAGCUGAGGCGAGCGGCAGCCAGGGCACUGCUGCCAACAGCCAGUCAUAUACCAUCAUGUCACCUGCUGUGCUCAAAUCUGAGCUCCAGAGCCCCACCCAUCCCAGCUCUGCCCUGCCACCAGCCACCAGCCCCACUGCCCAGGAGUCCUACAGCCAGUACCCUGUUCCUGACGUCUCCACCUACCAGUAUGAUGAGACAUCAGGCUACUACUAUGAUCCUCAGACUGGCCUCUACUACGAUCCCAACUCCCAGUAUUACUACAAUGCUCAGAGCCAGCAGUACCUGUACUGGGAUGGGGAAAGGCGGACCUACGUUCCUGCCCUGGAGCAGUCGGCUGACGGGCAUAAGGAGACAGGGGCACCCUCCAAGGAGGGCAAAGAGAAGAAGGAGAAGCACAAGACCAAGACUGCCCAACAGAUUGCCAAGGACAUGGAACGCUGGGCCCGCAGUCUCAACAAGCAAAAAGAAAACUUCAAAAAUAGCUUCCAGCCCAUCAGCUCCCUGCGAGAUGAUGAAAGGCGGGAGUCAGCCACUGCAGAUGCCGGUUACGCCAUCCUGGAGAAGAAGGGAGCACUAGCUGAGAGACAGCAUACCAGCAUGGAUCUCCCAAAACUGGCCAGCGAUGACCGCCCAAGCCCACCUCGAGGGUUGGUGGCAGCUUACAGUGGGGAGAGUGACAGUGAGGAAGAGCAGGAGCGAGGGGGCCCAGAGCGGGAAGAGAAGCUCACUGACUGGCAGAAGCUGGCCUGUCUGCUCUGCCGGCGCCAGUUCCCCAGCAAGGAGGCGCUCAUCAGGCACCAGCAGCUCUCUGGGCUUCACAAGCAAAACCUUGAGAUUCACCGGCGAGCCCACCUGUCAGAAAAUGAACUAGAAGCACUUGAGAAGAAUGACAUGGAGCAAAUGAAGUACCGGGACCGUGCAGCUGAACGUAGAGAGAAGUACGGCAUCCCUGAGCCACCAGAGCCCAAGAGGAGGAAGUACGGUGGCAUGUCUGCAGCCUCUGUAGACUUUGAGCAGCCCACGCGGGAUGGUCUGGGCAGUGACAACAUUGGCAGUCGCAUGCUUCAGGCCAUGGGCUGGAAAGAGGGCAGUGGCCUGGGCCGCAAGAAGCAGGGCAUUGUGACACCCAUUGAGGCCCAGACACGGGUGCGGGGCUCCGGCUUGGGUGCCCGAGGCAGCUCCUAUGGGGUCACCUCAACCGAGUCCUACAAGGAAACACUGCACAAGACAAUGGUGACCCGCUUCAAUGAGGCCCAGUGAGGACCUGCGAGAGCUACUUCCACAUCUGUUCAUGUCCAGCCCGGGCAGGGGAGAAUGAAAUGUUUAGUGGUCUGCGCAGGGCCCUGCACCUGUCCAUUAGCCCACUCCCCAGCCAGACAGGCCCUGACCAAGUCAGACUUUGAGUUGGUGACUUGCUGGAAAAUUGGGCUAGGAUCAUGUUCUUUUUAUAAUAAAAGCUGAAAAGUCCACA
This is a messenger RNA of Miniopterus natalensis, 3192 nucleotides long. RefSeq names its product RNA binding motif protein 10 (gene RBM10). Gene Ontology annotation, biological process: mRNA splicing, via spliceosome. Lineage: Eukaryota; Metazoa; Chordata; Mammalia; Chiroptera; Miniopteridae. The record is from RefSeq and is a predicted model, not a curated record. Gene Ontology annotation, molecular function: RNA binding. Gene Ontology annotation, cellular component: nucleus.